AUGCCCAAGCGGCUCCGCGAGCUGCUCGAAAAAGGUACGCGCUCCCGCGUCCAGACCCUGCCUGUCGUGCAUCUUGCUCACGAGGAGACCAUCGCAGACGGGUGCACGAUUUGCCCAGGCGUGUUCGACGGCAUCUCUGCACACCUCGCCAACUCUGCCGGUUUCGAUUGUCUCUACCUUGCCGGGAGCGGCGCAUCGGGCAGCGUCAUUGGCGAGCCCGACCUCUCCGUGAUCACCGCUGAUGAGCUCGCGAACACCGGGCGCAUGAUGGUCGGCGUCAGCACCGUGCCCAUCAUCGCCGAUGCGGAUACGGGCUUCGGAGGCCCGCUGAACGUCGCGCGUACGAUGUCCAUGUACGAGGCUGCCGGCGUGGCCGGAUGCCACAUCGAGGACCAGACGUUCCCGAAGCGGUGUGGCCAGCUGACGGGAAAGGACGUCGUGAGCAUGGAGGAGUAUCUUGAACGCAUCCGCGCCGCCGUCAAAGCGCGGCGGAACCCCGACUUCGUGAUCAUCGCCCGCACGGACGCACGCAACGCGACGAUGUUCGGCGGCGAGAAGGCCGGCGAGGAGGCGUUCGAGGAGGGCGUGAAGCGGCUCAAGGCUGCGUGCGCCGCAGGUGCGGACGUCGCGUUCAUGGAGUCGCCGCGCACGCGCGACGAGUGCGAGCGGCUCGUCAAAGCGAUGCACCCGCACCCGGUCAUGAUCAACGUGCUCCCGAACGGCCUGACGGGCAACUACACGACCAAUGACUGCACCAACAUGGGCUUCAAGCUCGCGAUAUAUCCGUGCACUGGAUUCAUUCCUGCGACAAUUGCGAUGAAGAAGGCGUACCAGAACUUGAAGGAUAAGGGAACUGACCUCGACGACUGCCAGGGUUGGCAAAUCAAAGACUUCUUUGAGCAUGUCGGCCUUAAGCAGUCCUGGGAAUUCGACAGAGAGGUUGCCGAGGAAGUCAAGAACGAAAUCAAACCAGGGAAGUACGAGGAGCUUUCUAGUCAGGCCCUCUUCUGA
Molecule: messenger RNA, 1011 nt
Organism: Phanerochaete carnosa HHB-10118-sp
Lineage: Eukaryota; Fungi; Basidiomycota; Agaricomycetes; Polyporales; Phanerochaetaceae
Exons: 3
Coding region: 1-1011 (336 amino acids)
Molecular function (GO): catalytic activity
Source: RefSeq, a predicted model, not a curated record